Molecule: messenger RNA, 30825 nt
Organism: Pelobates cultripes (western spadefoot toad)
Lineage: Eukaryota; Metazoa; Chordata; Amphibia; Anura; Pelobatidae
Source: the annotation of a GenBank genome assembly
CGCAAAGUGUCACCUGACUAACAAAACUCUCAUCGGUUCUAAACUCAAGAGAGUGACGAAGUUCACAACGUUAUUAGAAAACCUGCUGCCUCGGUUGUUUGAAAGUCAUGCUGCGUGUUUCUCUUGUAUCCAGCCACCGAGAUAAAACUAUAUUAAAACUUGUCUCCAGUGUUAUAUACACGACACAAUGAAGAAAUAUUUUUUUCUGGGGUUUGACUGACUUUCAAAGCUCCAACAAAAUGUCCCCCGCAUCGGAGACAGUGACAUGUUGCGAAUGGCACUCCUCGCGGGGGGGUAAUUGCUUAAUGUGUAGGGUGAUAGCACUCCAUAUUGUGGUUGGCAGCACGUGGGAGCCAUGUUGUGAAUGGCAAGGCGUAGUUAUGGGAUGCCAAUGUGACAGGCUCAGCUGUGUUAGCGUGUUUUGACAAUUGCCAUUGGGAGCAUAGCGUUUCCUGGUUUUGCUCGUGUGCGGGAACAUAGUUGUUAUAGUAGAGUAAUAAUGGUGGCGGGGCACGGGGGAAAGGGAUGCUCCACUUCAUAGUCUCCUCCUCUCUGCUCCUCCUUCAACACAUCAUUUCUGGUUUUGAGUGUGGGAGAAGAUGGUGCACUGUUUACCAUUUUCAAGGCCCAGUUGGAUUCUCCUCUCGUGUUUAUCUUGUAUCACCCUGAUAGCCACGACCAGCGCGCAGAGCCAUCAAAACAGACCAUCCGUCCAGGUAGAUAUAAAACCAGUUCUUUCAGGGGUUGUUUCUUGAGCAAUGUAAGUUGUUAACAAACUAUGUACCCAUGUUUGGUUAGUAUUAUUGUACUCUACUGGUUUUCUGUUGUGUUUAUACCAAGUUAAAAAAAAAAAAAAAAAAAGUAUUAUAAUUCUCACUUCUUCCAUAACCAGUUAAAUGGAUAUUUUUUAUUUUUUUUAUUUUUUUUACAAAGCUUAAUGUUUGUUCAUUUUAUGAAGAAUAGAUUUGCUCAUUAAAGUCCAUAACCCUCACUACUGUUUCUUGCUGUAUGGGAGCAAGGAUCUACAAGUUAUUACAUUAUAAAGGCAAUAACCAAUAAUUUUUUCUCAGUUAUCAAAUAUCCUAGUUUAUCAUCUUAUAGGGACACUAUACUCACCAAAACAGCUUUAACUUUAAUAAAGCAGUUUUGGUGUUUUAGAUCAUGCCUCUGCAGUCUCAUUGUUCAAUUGUCUGCCAUGUAGGAGUUAAAUCAUGUAUUUAUUUUAAGCCCUAGUCACACCUCUCUGCAUGGAACUGACACAGCCUUCCUAAACACUUCCUGUAAAGAGUAAUCUAAUGUUUACACUUCCUUUAUUGCACAGACUGUUUAAUUUAGAAUGUCUUAUCUCCUGCACUAUCAACAGUUUGCAAUUUAAAGAGCAGGAGAUGAAAACUUAUAAAACAAGUUAAAGGACCACUCUAGGCACCCAGACCACUUCAGCUUAAUGAAGUGGUCUGGGUGCCAGGUCCCUCUAGGGUUAACCCCUUUUUUUUUUUUUUAUAAACAUAGUUUCAGAGAAACUGCUAUGUUUAUAAAUGGGUUAAUCCAGCCUCUAAAGCCUCUAGUGGCUGUCUCAUUGACAGCCGCUAGAGGCGUUUUGCGUGCUUCUCACUGUGAAAAUCACAGUGAGAAGACGCCAGCGUCCAUAGGAAAGCAUUAUAAAUAAAUUUCCUAUGAGACUUGCUGAAUGUGCCCGCAGCUCCUGCCGCGCAUGCGCAUUUAGCCCAAGAGGAGGAGGAGAGCUCCACGCUCGGCGCUGGAAAAAAGGUAAGAUUUAACCUCUCCCCAGAGCCCGGCAGGAAGGGGACCCUGAGGGUGGGGCAUCCUCAGGGCACUAUAGUGCCAGGAAAACGAGUAUGUUUUCCUGGCACUAUAGUGGUCCUUUAACAUAACACGUUUUUGAAAAUGAAAGCAUUUUCCUCAUGUAGACUGUGCAAGUUGUAGACAGAGGAGGAGGUGUGGCUAGGGCUGCAUAAAACGUAAACAAAAGUGAUUUAUCUCCAGAAUGGCCAUAAAUUUAGCAUUGAGGCUUCAGAGGCAUUAACUAUACCCAAAAACUGCUGUGAAGCUAUAACCUUAAGGUCAGCGGGCAUUAUGUCGUCCUGCACAAUGUGGACUUUAAGCCCCCUGGCAACCCAGGCAGUCUUCUGCAGCCAAUCACAUGAGACCAGAUCGGCAGUGAGAUGGUGAAAUAGGAGUGUUGUUCUUUCACAACGCAAGUCCCCUGACAAACCAUUGCACCCUUGUGGGUUCAGUUACAGAAAACAUACGCAAGCCAAACGCAAUUAUGACAUAGGAAAUGGUGUUAUUAGGCAUCUCCUAGAAGGAUCUAAGGAUCCUAUCAUAGUUUUGAUCAAUCAUAACAAUCUGUCGUGCUGAGAAGUGGCAAAUAGGCUAAAUUCCCAGCAGGCUAGAUGGUUUAAUCUCCAUUUUAAUUUAAUUUUAUUUUUUUCAACAAUCUUUAUAUUUAGUUUCACAUAGAGAAAAGGAAAUAGAAAUACAAUGGUUAACAUAUACUGUGUCAUGAUAUAGAGAAUUAAAGAAUACUUCUCUAUGUCCAAGCAGUUAAAGGGAAACUAUAGUUCCAGGAAAACAAACGCAUUUUCAUGGGACUAUAACUUCACCCUCUGUCAAGCCCGAUGUCCCUCAGUGCUGGCUCAGCUCCGCAAAUGUCCCCCCCCUUUCCUCCCCCACCACCAUCAGCUGGCGGAAGAGACCUAAUGCGCAUGCACAGCAAUGGGCGUGCUCGCAUCAGGAUUUCCCCAUAGGAAAGCUUUAUUUAAUGCUUUCGUAUAAGGAUUCCGGUGACACUGGCAGUUCUCAUACAUAGCGUGAGGACGUCCAGCGUUAUUUAGGCGACCAAAAGUCACCUAUGCACCCGGAAGUCCCUCUAGUUACUGUUUAAUAGACAGCCACUAGAGGAGGACUUACCCUAUCAGGUAAUUAUUGCAGUUUAUAAAAACUGUAAUAAUUACAUACUCAGGGUUAAAGGUGAUGGGACUUUGCACGCAGACCACUUAAAUGAGCAGCAGGUGUGUUUUGUAUGUUUAAGUGACCUAUUCCCCUCCUAUCACAUGGGGGAAAAGGCGUUUACUGGAGCUGCGGCUGGCCCCACCUCCAUGGCUGAGAUCAUCAAUCUUGACGAUCUCAGCCAAUCCAAUGCUUCCCAAUAGGAAAGCAUUGGGAGACUAUUACGCAUGCACAGCAAAAUGCCAUUCGACCAAUCAACUUCUCAUAGAGAUGCAGUGAAUCAAUGCAUCUCUAUUGGGAACAUUAACGUAGGUUCUGCACAGUGUAAAGGACUGACCCGAGAAGCACCUCUAGAGGCCGACUGAGUAACUGUCACUAUAGGUAUCACCAGGAAGUAAUGUAAACACUGCAUUUUUGUCUGAAAAGUCAGUGUUUACAUUUAAAAAGCAUUCAGGGACAGGAUAUAGACUUCAGAAUAACUACAUUAAGCGGUAGUGGUUCUGGUGACUAUAGUGCCCCUUUAAGAAUUGUAUUUUUGGCGUUGAAAAACCUAGCUCCUAACUUUUUUUUAGCUGGCUCCUAUCUUCCAAACACUUUUGUCAAGCCCUGAUUUAUGAGUUUGUCUGUUUCUUUAUAUUUAAAAUAAACAUAUGAUGCCACAUGAUAUCUAAUAUAGUGAGGAGCUGUUUGUGUGUGUGAUGUGGUAUGUAAGUUCUGUCUGAAUGCUGUAUUUGCCGGCAUUUUCGGCAUGUGUUGAGUGAUGCAAAUUACAUCAUGAAGCUCCAGCAUGCCCAGUAAGGCGUGUCAUUACUGUAACUCAUAGAGAAUCACUGGAGCAUGGCCAUUGGUGGACAAUUCACCUGAAAUACAGGAAGCAGGGGGAAAGCAAAAGGGGAAAUUAUAUGAAAUUAGAGGACGAGCAGAACAUCAGAUCAUAGUAAAGAUUAUAAACGGUACUUCUAAUGCUAAUUUUUACACUAUUUUAGGGGGAUGUGCAUUUUUUUUUAAAUUUAUUUAUUUACUUUUUACCUUUACAUUUCUUUUAAGGUCUGCAUUCAGGAGAGAAAGGGGAUGGUAGUUUGUGCAACACAAGAGGUCCUUUCCCUUCUUAGGUAUGAGUGAGUUUCUGGGACAUUGGCCCCCAGUCUGGAUAAGUUCUGUCUAACCAGAAGCUUAGGUAGUAGUAAAUCCAUGAACCUGUGUAAAUAGCUUGCAGAAAGGCCAUCCUGGCCAGGUGAUUUACUGGAUUUAGAUAACUUGAGUUCUUCCCCAGCUCUUCCAAUGAUAGGGGCAAUUUGAGAUCGUCUGCCAUUUUUGGCAUACGUACCUGGAUAACAUUUUGAGUAAUAAACUCUGAUACUCUACACUGAUGCUGCUGAGAAGCUUCACUUUGGUGUGACUGUUCAAGGUUAUAAAGCUCCGUAUAGUAGCAUUGAAAUGCCUGCAAAAUUGUAGCUGGUUAUCUGGUCUCCCUCUGCCCCUGAAAUUUAAUCUUAUGAACAUGUUUUUUCUGCAGCAUCCUUGCCAAAAGUCUCCCACACUUGUUAGAGUACUCAUAGAAAUAUCUUUUGGACUUCAGUAAAGUGUGGAGUAGCUUCUGAGAAAGAAAGUCUAAGCUUCCUACUUGCUGUUGUCAGUUUCAGACAAGUGUCAUAGAAACUUAGAAUGUGACGGCAGAUAAAAACCAUUCGGCCCAUCUAGUCAGCCCAAUUUUCUAAAUUCUUUCAUUAGACCCUGGCCUUAUCUUAUAGCUAGUAUAGCCUUAUGCCUAUCCCACGCAUGCUUAACCCCUUAUGGACACAUGACGUGUGACAUGUCAUGAUUACCUUUUAUUCCAGAAGUUUGGUCUUUAAGGGGUUAAAGGACCACUAUAGGCACCCAGACCACUUCAGCUUAAUGAAUUGGUCUGGGUGCCAGGUCCAGCUAGGAUUAACCCUUUCUUCUAUAAACCUAGCAGUUUCAGAGAAACUGCUAUGUUUAUAAUAGGGUUAAUCCAGCCUCUAGUGGCUCUCUCAUUGACAGCCGCUAGAGGCGCUUCCGCGCUUCUCACUGUGAUUUUCACAGUGAGAAGACGCCAGCGUCCAUAGGAAAGCAUUGAGAGUGCUUUACUAGGGACUGGCUGAAUGCGCGCACGGCUCGUGCCGCGCAUGCGCAUUCAGCUGAUGACGAGAAGGAGGAGAGUCCCCUGCCCGGCGCUGGAAAAAAGAGGUAGAUUUAACCCCUUCCACGCCCUAGAGCCAGGCGGGAGGGGGGCCCCGAGGGUGGGGGCACCCUCAGGGCACUAUAGUGCCAGGAAAACGAGUGUGUUUUCCUGGCACUAUAGUGGUCCUUUAAACUCCUGUACUGUGUUAACCUCUACAACUUUAGCUGGAAGGCUAUUCCAUGCAUCCACUACCCUCUCAGUAAAGUAAUACUUCCUAAUAUUUUUAAACCUUUGCCCUUCUAAUUAUGUCCUCUUGUUGUGGCAGUCUUUCUUCUUUUAAAUAUAGUCUUUAUGUAUUUAAAUGUUUCUGUCAUAUCCCCCGUCUCAUCUUUCUUCCAAGCUAUACAUGUUAAGAUCCUUUAACCUUUCUUUGUAAGUUUUAUCCUGCAAUCCAUGAACCAGCUUAGUAGCCCUUCUCUGAACUCUAACGUAUCAAUAUCCUUCUGGAGAUACGGUUUCCAGUACUGUGUACAAUACUCCAAGUGAGGUCUCACCAGUGUUCUGUACAAUGGCAUGAGCACUUCUCUCUUUCUACUGCUAAUACCUCUCCCUAUACAACCAAGCAUUCUGCUAGAAUUUCCUGCUGCUCUAUUACAUUGUCUGCCUACCUUUAAGUCAUCAGAAAUAAUCACCCCUAAAUCCCUUUCCUCAUAUGUUGAGGUUAGGACUCUAUCAAAUAUUCUGUACUCUGCCCUUGGGGUUUUACAUCCAGGAUGCAUUAUCUUGCACUUAUCCACAUUAAAUGUCAGCUGCCACAACUUUGGGUGCAUGCGCAUUCAGCCGAUGACGUCCAAAGGAGGAGGAGAGUGUUUAACCCCUCCAACUUCAGCCCGGUGGGAGGGGGGGCCAUGAGGGUGGGGGCACCCUCAGGGCACUAUAGUGCCAGGAAAACAAGCUUUCCUGGCACUAUAGUGGUCCUUUAAGACUUUGGAGGCCCCAGGGCAAACUGCAGCCGCCCAACCAGUAGUUAAAGCCCAACAUAUCCAUAACUUGCUGUGGCAGUGAGCAGUGAGGCCUGACAAGGCACAACCAGCAGAGAACAGGAGUGCACAUAGAAUACAUAACAAUCAAGAGGUUAUAAAAGUGUGGUUAGCAGUGGCCACCCCACUGGCCUGGUUCUGGUGGAAGGCGGGUACAAUACUAAAGGCAAUCUGGGAGUAUAAUAGGAGACUAGACCAGGAUCAAUCUCCAAUCCGUGACUGGCCCGGAUGAUAGCCGGGGUGUGGGCAGCCUCACAAGACAAUAUGCAAUAUCAGGACAAAUAAUAGAUAAAUUGGCCAGCAAUAUAAUGGGUCCAACUUCCCUAGCUGCCCAAAUAUUUGUACACCCCUUUCCAUCCAAAUAGUCAGGAAUGCUGCAGUCCCAGAGACCCCGACCAGGCAGGCUAGGGGAGCCCAUGCUCCUCAGUUCAGGGUGCCCACAUUAGAUCUCAGAGCCAGUUUGUGGGAGAGUAAGAGUGCGGGCGACCAUUAUCCAAUUUGGAACAAUAAUGGCUUGUAGGUUCAGGGUCCUAAGCAAGCGAGGAACAUCAUUCUGCCACUACAACACAUGCUAGAUAUUGCUUAUUCAUGCCUGCAAACUAAAUGGGAAACCAUAUCUUUAUAAGAUCCGCUUCUCCUGCAGCAUACUGAUGACUGGCCUCAGGGCUGUCUUGCGUUGCGGGUCAGCGUGGAGAGAUCCUGGUAUAAGGAGACCUGUGCAUCCGGGUAUGGUAUGUUGGCCUGCAGCCUCGCAGCGCGCAUGAUGGUCUCCUUCAGUUUAAAUGAAUUUAGGCCUCUGAUGCAGAUGUUGCUCCGCCGGCCUCGGUUAUUAAGGUCUUUUACCUGCCAAAGGAGCUGCAGGUGCACUGACCCUUGUCUCAUGACUGCAAAAUCUGUGACUUGUUGAUGCUGGUGUCAGGGUACCUUUUGUAGAGACUUAGAAGUCUGGUCACAGUGGAGUUCAUCUGCAGGACUCUGGGGACAUUACCUGGCAAUCUUCCAGCAACUUUAGUCAUUUUCGCGCCGGCCGAGAUAAACAGGCCCCCUUUUAUGACGCAAAAAAAGAGGGCGGAGCCACAAUGCCACAGGGGAAAUGGGCAGAGCCAAAUGACUUUUGGGGCGUGGUUAUCAUCCCAGGCAGAUCCAGUCACAAUAUAAAAAGGCUCCCAUGAGUUAGGAUCUUUGCCCUGUUGUGGUUCCUCUUGGUCCUGAAAGCGUGUUAUAUUCUUGAUAUAUUUUCUGGUUUUGAACUUUGGCUUGCCUUGACUAUUCUUCUCUCUGGUAUCCGUUUGACCGGGCUUGUUGUUCUUGUUUUGUACUACCUCUGGCUUCCCUGACCUCGGCUCGUCCUGUUUAUUCUCUUUCUCUCAGUAACAUCAGUCCGGCCAUUCUAAGGGACGUUACUACUUUACUUACACUCUGUGUUAGGAUUCCCCCUAUUCCUGACAGCUGGGCAACCUGGUGGCAUUCUGCCUUCAUCUCAUCCACCCUGUGCUUGAAGGCGAACCUCUAUAAUUUCUUCUCGGUUCACCGCACACAGCUCUGCGACCAUGACCUUCCUAUCGUUUGAGGUUAGCUUGUUGGCUUAAAUAAAGGCUAGGUCAACCCAUAUCUGAGACAGAGCUUCCUCUCUCACGGAUCCUGGCAUCAACUCUGCCACACUAUCCACUCCAUACAAGGUCGACGACCAUCUUUUUUGAUGUUUUGUCUAAACAAUUUGAUAUGUUUUGAAGACAAAGAAUUAGAGCUUCAACUAUACUUUCUAUGUCUUCUUCUCUGUUAAAUCAUAUCAAAACAGGAUGAAUCCCCUAAAGAAAAAAAACUAAAGAUAGGUUAUAUGUUAAAUUAAAAGUCAGAAAUGUAGUUAUGUCCUUAUUUCGUGAGAGUAAGUCUGCAGAACCUGGUAUUGCCAACACUACUCUUUUAUAUCUUGUGACAUCUGGUAGCUACUUCUUAAAGGACCACAAUAGGCACCCAGACCACUUCAGCUUAAUGAAGUGGUCUGGGUGCCAGGUCCAUCUAGGAUUAACCCUUUCUGCUGUAAACAUUGCAGUUUACCAUCUAGGGUUAAUCCAGCCUCUAGUGACUGUCUUAUUGACAGCCGAUAGACAUGCUUCCGCGCUGCUCACUGUGAUUUUCACAGUGAGAAGACGCCAGCGUCCAUAGGAAAGCAUUGAGAAUGCGACCGAAGGAGGAGGAGAGUUCCCAGCGCAGAGGAAGCCCGGCUCUGGAGAAAGGUGAGUGUUUAACCCCCUUCAGCACGGCGGGAGUGGGAACCUGAGGGUGGGGCCUAACUAAAAAUGACUAAAACUAAGUGGCUACUAAAAAUGACUGGACAUACCUAAUUUCCAAUACUUUGGGUUGUCUACUUUUGCAAAUAGUAUAAUGGGGGUAAUUCUCAUUCCUGAGUUAUCAUACGGUCUCAAAGGCAACAUUACCAAACUGGCAAAUUUCAAUGUGAAAAAAAUGAAAUUUAAGCCUUAUAUUUGACUCUCUAACUUUCCAAAACACCAUAAAACCUCUACAUAGAGGGUACUGUUAUACUUGGGAGACUUCACUGAACACAAACAUAAGUGUUUCAAAACAGUAAAACAUAUUACAACAAUAAUAUCGUCUGUAAAAGUGCCGUGUAUGAAAAAUGCAAAAAACUUCACUUUUACUGAAAAUAUCAUCGUUGUAAUAAAAUGUAUCAUUUUGAAACACUAAUAUUUGUGUUCAGCGAAGUCUCCCGAGUAAAACAGUACCCUCUGUGUACAUGUUUUAUGAUGUCUUGGAAUGUUACAGGGUUAAAUAAAGUGCUUGCGAAUUAACUUCUCUGCACUUUCUGCCUGGGUUGUCAGGCAUGUCAAUCAAAUUUUAAUUAAUAGAAUCACAUAAUUAUGCUAAAAGAUUACUUAAAUAUACACGUAGAAUUUUAAUAUAUAUACAUAUAUGUAUUUAAAUUCUACGUGUAUACUAUGUAAUCAUUUAUGUAAUUAUAUAUAUUUAUCUAUAUAAAUAUAUUUGCGUUUAUUUUUAUUUUAUAGAUAGCGAUAUAUAUAUAUUAAUGCCAAAAUACAGUUAGACUGAAAUUACAUAUGUGUAUAUAUAAUUUAUUAACAUUUUUUAAAUAUAUUUUAUUAUUGUAUUUAUUCUUGUAAUUAUGAGUAUAAAUCUUAUAUAUAUGUAACGUCAGUCUAAGUGUAAUAUAUGUACUUAUAUUAACAUUAAAAUACACUAUGUAUGACGACACACACAUAUAUAUAUAUAUAUAUAUAUAUAUAUAUAUAUAUAUAUAUAUAUAUAUAUAUAUAUAUAUAUAUAUAUAUAUAUAAUGAAAAAAUGAACUCUUGGCACUCUCCUUAUAAAAGAAAUAAAAGUAUAUUGCCUGGGUGCUGUAUCCUCAGCGUCAAAUAUAUAAGCAAAUAAGAAAAACGGGAUGCACUCACAGGUCUUCAUCAAAGUGAAAAAAUGGUGCUUUAUUAAUUUCACUUUGAAGACCUGUGAGUGCAUCCCGUUUUAUUUAUAUAUAUAUAUAUAUAUAUAUAUAUAUAUCUCUAUCACACACAUUUAUUUUAUUUUAACAUGUUUAAUAUUUUUUUUACACUUUUCAUGCAGUCCCCCUGCAAGCAGAUCCACAGCCAGCAAUAGGGGGCCAUGUGAUCGCUCAUCACAUGGUCCCUGGGGGCCUGAUUUGGCAUGGGAGGGCUCCCUGGCUGUCAAGCAGUCCUCCCGAAGCGGAGCGCCAGGAAGGUAAGUAUCCCAGCGGCUCCAGGGCUCAAAGCCGUUACGGCAUUCUAUGCCGCCGCAACAGCUUUAAAGCCCAUUUAAUGCGGGACGGCAUAAAACGUUAAAUAGAUCCAAUAGUGUGAUGUUUUGUACAGCAAACAAAGUACUAUGUGGUCUGUUCCAUCGGUUACCUAUACCCUCCAAUCCUUGGUCUAGUAUAUCUAUUAAUUUUAUUGUUAAUCUUCCCCCUUCCAAUGGAUUUAUUCUUAUGGUUAUUGCCGGUUUCCAAGAUGGCUCAUUUUAUUCCCCUUUAAAAAAAAAAAAAAAAAAAUUCCCCCCCUUCCCCAUCAGCAUAAAUGGCUAUGAUUUUCUCCAGGGAGGUAUUUCGUCUCAAUGGUAUACCGGAACAAACUGUGUAUGAUAGAGGUAGUCUAUUUGUUUUUCAUUUCUGGAAGUCUUUUUGCUUGUCCACCUACCACCCUCAUACUAAUUGCUAAUCAGUCUCUUCGUUGCUUCAUAUGUCAUCACUAAGAUGAUUAGUUGACCUUCUUCCUUGAACUGAGUUUGCUCUCAAAUCCUCAGGUUGUAGCAUUUUCUACAUAGUCUAUGGCCUGCAUCCUAUUGUUCUCCAGACUGCUUUCUCCUCAUGAGGAAUGCCAGCUCUGGAUGAAUAUUUGGCUUGUUUGCGUAAUACUUGGGAGCAGGUACAACAUCUCUCGGUUCUUACAUCUCCGUGGCAGAGGAGGCAUUCUGAUAGACAUCGUUGUGCAGCUCCUUCUUGUGUAGUGGGGAUAGCGUCUUGCUUUCUAGACACAAUAGCUAUGCCCUCCAUGAAAUUCACUACUGGUUUUCUCUAUUUUGUAUGUCUUGGAAUUACUUUUAUUCUAUGCGUAUACCUAAUGUCUUUCAUACAUCCAUGUUGAAACCUCUUGUAUGUAUUCCUUUUACUUGGACUCGUGCUCCUCCGCCUCCUCUUUCUGUUGAGGAAUAUGAGGUUGAAUCUAUCCUUGACCGUCGGCAGUCCAUUGGGAUGGGUAUGGUCCCAAGAAACCUAGUUGGGUUUCUCACUUUGAUGUUGAUGCUUCCCGGUUGGUCCGUUCCUUUCACCUGGGUCAUCUAGGCAAGCCUGUUCUUUCACACCCAGUGGAAGUAUCUUCCUGAUGUGGGGAGGGGGUGUUGUGUACUACCUGCCCCUUGCACCUGCGCUUCUUCCAUAGGUGAGUCGCACGGAUCUAACACUCCAUGGGGCUGUAUGAUCUGAAAUACAUACUCUAUAUUUACCAUUCAGCACCUGUCAAUCACUUCUCUCUUGGUUCUGUGGGGAAUAUUCACCCGGACUCUGCCCAAAGUACUGGCACGCCUUUUAUAAUGUGAAUAGCAUGAUAUACCGUCUACCAUUAAAGUGACCAUCUAGACCAGUUGUUUUCAACCAGUGGUCUGCAGACCGGCAACGGUCCGCAAAAGCUUUCACCCAGGGUGAGCUGGCCCUGCUGUCUGCCUUUCUCGGGCCGGUGAGGAGAUCAAAGACCUCCCUCACUGAUCUUCUGGCAGUUUGUUGAGGGAGGGAGGACGCAGGAGGCUGUGAUUCUCCCGCGAACAGGCAGGUCGGGGCGUUGCCUCGCGUUACCAUGGAAAUUCUUCGACAGAGCGCUGUGCUUGCGGCAAGAAAAUAGGCCAGCCUGCAGCCGGAGGAGCUGCAGGUUAAAGUGCACGCGCCACCACUGGAACACCAGGGAUUGCAGGGAUGUCCCCUCCUUCCAGGCCAGAGGAAGAAGGGGACAUAAAGCUUCGCUUCCCCCCCUCCCUUUUAAGUAAAUAAUAUACAUUUUCUCCCUGAUCACCUUCCCCUACCACAAUAUAGAUCCCCUCACACACUGCACCACUUCACACAUACCAUGCAGCCCCUCACCCAUUGGUAGGAUAAUAAGAUAAAAUGGAAAUAUUCUAAAUAUCCAACAGUAUAUCAGUCCUCUCUCCAAAAUGCAAAGAAACAAGGUGUUGCAAUUAUUAUUUAAUCGAACAUAAAAUUUUAAUUGAUCCUUGAACAGAAAGAUACAAUUGGUAGAUUUAAUAUUUUGAUUUGUAGAAUAGAAGACUCCUUAUAUACUUUGGUCAAUAUCUAUGCACCCAAUUUAUUCUCUAAAACUUUUUUUUUUUUUUUAAAGCCUUUUCUUUAAAAAAAAUCAAAAAUAUCAAAAAGGGGAAAUUAACAAUCGCAGGUGAUAUGAAUAUUUUUCCAGACGAAACACUAGAUAGGAGCAAUAUUAAAAUAUAUAUAUAUAUAUAAUCAAGACAUAUUAUUACGACGAAUUGUAAAGCAUUUCAGGAACUAUUGAAUAAAUAUGAUUUAUUUGUCAUAUGGCGUGUUCAGAAUCCUAAAGAAAAGGACUAUUCUUAUUUUUCUAAAGUCCAUAAGAUACAUUUUUAGAUUGGGCCUUUUUCUGACCAACUCUACCUAUCUAAGUGACUUUGUUCAUUCAUAAAUAGACGUGUUAACAUUGUCCGAUCACGCUCCAAUCUUUGUUAGUUAAAAAAUGAAUCAAAUAUUAAAGGUAGAUCCUUGUGGAGGCCUAUUGAAAGUUUAGUAGAAGAUAAAAACAAAGAUAACCUGAUGAACAAAGCAAGAGGAUUUUUUUUUUUUUUUUUAAUGAAAACUAUAACGUAGAGAUAGAUAAUACUACAUUGUGGUGUACAUUUAAAGGGGAUGUUUGAUUAAAUUAGGGGUAGAAAAGAAAAAAAAAACGGCAAGCUUUGGAACUUUCGGAUUUAUAUAUUAUCUUUAUCUUUUAUAUAUAAAGAUCAAGAGAAUAAAAUACAAUAUUCAAAGAAACUUGAAGAGGAAAUAAUAUCCAAAUGGAAAUCAAAAAUAAAUUAGAAAUAAAAUCACAGCUUUAAGUGGAUUAAAACAGAUCUGGUAUUUUCAGGACAAUAAAAUAGGCAAAACUUUAACUGAUAGACUUAAAGGCAUAAAAUAAAAAUUAUGGAUGAUAAUCGCCCAUGUCUUUCCCUAAAAGACAUAGGAAACGUGUUUGCAUCAUAUUACAAUCUUUAUAUAACCUCCCCAACAAUCAACUAUCUAAAGAAUACUUUAAGAAUACCUUUAAAAAAUUGCCUUGCCAAAAUUAAACCAAGGCCAAGCCGACCAAUUUUUAAACCCAUCAAUUUUUUACAAGACUCUAGAACCGCUAAUUUCUCUUUUUUUUUUUUUUUUUUAUGAAUAUGUUUAAUGGUAUUCAUCAUGUAAAAGGUUUCCCAGAAGAAAUGCUUAAAGCAAUAAUAUCUCCGAUAUUAAAAUAUGGGAAAGAUCCACAUUAUGUUACAAAUUAUCGUCCCAUCUCCUUAAAAAAAACAGAUAUAAAGAUAUAUUCAAAAAUACUAGCAGAAAGAUUAAAAUCGGUCAUUUCUGUCUUGAUACAGGUUUUAUAAAUAAAAGAUCAGGAGAAGACAAAAAAAUAAAUUUGUUAAACAUGAUCUCUAUAAUUGGCUAUAAAGCCAUACCAGCAGCUUUUAUUACUCUAGUUGCUGAAAAGGCUUUUGAUCGUGUUAGAUGGAGAUAUUUAGAAGCGGUUCUAGAGUCUAUUGGAUUAACAGGUUUGUUUGGCUGGGUGAUAUUUCGAUCUAAACACCUCUCAAAAAUAGGUUCUAAGACUUGACACUACCUCCCCACCAACCUAUUAUUUAUCUACUUAUUUUUCAGCAGAGACAGUGGAGAGGAGAAUAAAGGGGAUUAUAGAAACUUCCUCCUCUCUCUCACACCUCUCUACCUUAAUAAACAAAAUGAUUUAACUCCAAAACUAUCAAAAACUGAGCUGUGAGACUGUGAGGUCAUUCUCUAAAAACCAAAAUCAUUAAAUAAAGCUAAAGUUGUUUUAGUGCUUAGUGUUGGUUUUUUUUUUGUUUUUUUUUUUAAUAUAAAGCCUAUGGGUUGUGGCUAUUCAAGGACGGUAGAAAUCUUCAGAGGGCCGGUCCACCAGAAAUAUGCAUCAUUUUGCUUUGCUGCUUUAAUGCAGAAACAAUCUGUCUCCUCCUCCAGACUCUGACUACAAUCUUUGUUAUCCAUCUAACAAAUAGUUGCUGGGUUUGUUUUUGUUUUUUUUUAUCACAAUGUGGUGUGUUACUCAGAGAUGUACUUUAUGAUGAACAUAAUGCACAGAGAGACAGAAAGCAAGCAUAAUGUUUUUUUUGUUUUGUUUUUAGGAAACUGUAAGACUUGAUGUGACCAUUUUAAAGGAAAAUAAAAACCUGUCAGGACAGGUGAGUCAAGAAAGUAAACUUAAGGAAUAUAUAUCACUGUUACUCCUGCAUAGGAAUAUCUUUUUGUAUAAAGGGUUUGAUCAUUCUCUGUCACCCUUGUGUUGCCUCAUUGUAAAACCUGAGGGUUAUGUAUUUUGUACACAUGUGCUAUUUUCUGUAUAAAAGAAUUACUCCAUCCAUUAUACAUUUGCCUUUUAAAAGGAAAAAAUAAUAUGGAUGGAAGUGACUAGGUACCAUAGGCCUCAAAACAACUUUAUUGAGAUUUAGUUGUUUUGAGUGCAGUAAGUCGUUUUAAAACUUUAACAAAAGGAAAUGUUUUAUUUAAUAUUUUUUUUUUACAGUUAUUCUUUCGAUUAAAGUGCAAGGAUGAGACUUUUGUGAUCUUAAAAAUAAUGUUACAAUAAAUAAAAACACACAUAAAUGAAAGAGAAGAAAAACAAUAUUGUAGAAAAUAUGAAAUACUCAAUUUGACUAUGACGGAAUUUCACUGAAAUUACAGCAGGGUCAAAAGAUCUACAGAAACAAAGUUAGGACUACUUUGACUCUAUAUUUCUCCUCUGCCUGACUUUCUUAGACUCCAGCUGAAGUCUAAGUGUCAAUCCUGAAAGCCAUCACUAAUGAUGGCUGCAGGGAAUUGGCUGUGUCUAUAGUGGAUCCCGCGGUCUCGCAGGAUCCUCCACAGACCUCAGUGCUGUACUUUCGUGCCUGCGCAAGUGUACAGCAGGGACUUAAGCUCGUCAUGUCGCUUCAGACUGAAGAAGAUGGCAGUGCCGAUGAGGAACAGGUUUGGAUAAUUAAAUCUUACUUUACCUACACCCAGCCACCAAACUCUCAGCAGCAAUGUCACCAUGCGGGGGUCUUUGCGAAUUUGGCAAAGUCCCCAGAUGUUGACAGUGCUACUUUAAGGACAUAUAUACACAAGCAAAGGUAUUUAAAUUGCAAGUAAUGAACAAGUUACUGUCAACACGCUCCAAUUUGUACUUCUGAAUAUAUGAGUAGGUGAUAAUCUUCCAUAACAGUUAAAGUUAGUGUAACUGUACUUUUAUGUGUGCAUUUAUCUUUACAUGUCUGCAUUUUAAGUAUGAUCAAAUAGAUUGGUACUUUUAAAUUUGUUCUGUAGUAUUCACUUUUUGCCACUAUUAAAAAAUAAAUAAAAAUAAAAAAAAUACUCCAAAUGCACAGCCUGUCACGAUCUUAUCAAAAAGGUCUGGGCGGGCUGCAAACAGGCAAUUAACAUAGAUUCCACAAGCAGGGGCCACAAGCCAAAUCAGUCUUAGGCAACAGGAAACAUGAAAGAAUGAACUGACACUGCCGUCAGGAAGAGGCAGUGUUAUAUACCUGGGAUAAUGAUCCAUCUGCCUCAGGUGGACUUAGAUUGACAGGUAGGAGCUACUGGUAAAGUCCAGCCCCUUAGUGCUGCAGGCAGUGCCGGAUAAACAAGGCUAGAUCCACAAGUACUGAAGUGGCUCAGAGGCAGGAAUGUAGGCUUAGGAUGCAGAAAGACCCAGGUUCAAAUCCUCUGUGGAGCAUCCACGCCUGGCCAUCUGGAUGGCACGAUGAGAACCGUGACACAGCCUCGUUGAAUACAAUUUUCAAAAGCUCUAUUUUGCUCCAAUAAUACUUUGUUAUAGAAACCACACGGGGUACUUUUUAGUUGCCCAAUAACUAAUUGUAGGCAAUUGGAUCUUACACAAUCACUGCUAUCUUUCUCAGUGAGUUGAAAUCAAGCCACUCCUAACUUCCUGGACAGUCAGGCGCAGAAUGCAAUUAAUGCAGAACACAAUUGGUGAUUGGGCUGUUGAAAAGUACUGCAGAUUUUUCCUAGAUUAUGCUGUUACAUAAUUGCAAUGACUAUCUUUCUAUGUGUUCAUUUUACCAAUUUCAAAUGUAUUAUUUAUAUAUAUAUAUUUAUUUAUUAUUAUUAUUAUUAUUUAUGAUGUUUUUCUUUUUUGUUUGGUCACCUUAAGAUCAAGGUCAAUAUUGGCUACAGCAAAGGCCAGGUACAAGUAAAUGGAUUCCCAGUCAAUAAAGGUGUUACACGGAUAACCAGUGGAAUGGAAAUAUGUAAGUGGCAAAGUAUUGUAUCUUAGAGGGUAGACAUUCUACAAUGAGAGUUUUUUUGCAGCUGCAGUCAAAUACAUGUUGUCUAUUAUUUUCCAGUUGUGUAACUGAAAAGAAAAACAGGAACAAAACUUCUCCAUAAGUAUUCAAUUUUUAAUCAAAUUUUUAGUUAACAAACCGAAUUGGCCAUGGAAAAAAAAAUACAGCAUGAUACAAAAAAAUAUUCUAUGCAUUACAGUUGGUGGUGUCCCUUUUAAGAUCAUUUUAGAUGUAAGUUCAAAAAAAUAUUUGAGUGUAGAUUAUUAUUUAAGCUUUAAAUUUCUAGGCCAUCUGUGGCGCAGAUGGGUAGCUCUGGUUUUACCAGCAAUAGGACAGGAAAUCUAAUUAAGCAUCUCGCCACCAUCUUCUCAAAAGUUUGGUUAGAACUAGGGCUUUUUAGUGGAGACUUCAUUAUACACUUUUUUAUUUAGUAACCGACUAAGCUAUUUUGUAUAAAUAUUUUUCUUUUUGUGGAUAAGCCUUUGUCCCCUAACUGUAUAUGACUGUGUAUAUAUAGUGGACACUCAGGGGCUUAUUUAAGUGUACAGAGACAUGGUAGCAGCAAUGACCUGUGUGUAGAUUUAUCUAAGGAGAACUUCACUGCAGUGUCAAGCUGGUUAUAUAUAGGGCUCUGUAGUUAACCUAUGAAGUAGCUAUCCUUGGUGCUGCAGGUCAGAACCUCCUUGUUGCAUUUUUAUCAUUUCUUGUAUUACUGUGUUUCACCUCUUCCUUGCAUUUAUAUCUACGUAUACUUACAUAGUUAGUUACAUGGGCUGAUCCCAAAUCAUUCUCCUGUUUUGUUAUCCAUAACUUAAACCGUUUAGGGUGUAAGUUGCUUGUGCAUUCUUUACCCUGAAGUGCAUUUUUCUGCAUUCAAUUUCAAUCUAUCUAAAUCCCUCUGCAGCAAAGCCGCAUCCUACAUUAUACAAUGCUUUCCUAUGGGGUUUUGGGUGACGCUGGGCGUCCAGUGUCAGACGACCAAAAGUUGCCUAACGGCCCGGAGGUCCCUCUAGUGCAGUGAAUAAAAGGGAAUCAUGACAUGUCACACAUGUCAUGUGUCCUUAAGGGGUUAAAGGGUCAUAGCCCCUCCCACAACUUCAGGCCCUGCCUUCCAAUUUGUAGUCGGGGCCAUUUCAGUAUAGUAUGAAAUAGCUAGUGAGUAUACUUAUUCCAAUAAUAAUAAUAAUAAAAAAAAGUCGGUAGAGGUGUGCCGAAACGACGUGUGUGUGUGUGUGUGUGUGUGUGUGUGUGGUAGGCCUGUAAAUAAGUGGGCAAAAGGAAUACCCAUAUAGUGUAAUAUAAGAUGUUUAUUACGAAAACAGAAGACAUGGAGUUAGUGUCUUACGAUGACAUAUAACAAAUGCAUUCCUUAAUUCCUGUGUCGGCUGAGGUAUGCGUUGUUGGAGGGGUAGUACUGAAUCAGUACCUCGUGACCCCUCUGGCUGGUCUUAGUUGAUGGUAAGUUAAUACGUAGUGAUCCUGUAUUUGUACAGGUUAGAAUAUCGUAGGCAAAGCUUGGAAUCGUGUUGCCCUGUGAUGGUAAAUUCUCUGGUCGUGGGAACGAUAAAAAGCCAAGUAAAUGGCGGCUUUGAGAAUGGUGUUGUAACUGGGAACCUGUGGUGUUGCAUGCCCGGGAGAUAUAACUUAAUAGUGUUGUGUGACAUUUAUUUUGAUGUGGCAAAAGUGGCGAAAGCCCACAACUUUUAUUCUUGAACCAGUUUGUAAGGUGGUGAUCUGACAUAAACUUCGAUAUAUGCAGUAAGCUCUGUCAUAGCAGUGUGUGUAUUCUUUGAGGGCCAACUGUGUGAUUUCCUGCUGUGACUUAGCAACUCUUCUAUUCCAUAGGUAUGCUUGGAGCUGGGGAGCAAUCGUGGCUAUUGGUGAGGUAGUUGUUAGGGACCUCCUGAACGCCUGAACCUGACGACUAGAUAACUGGUCAGUAGCUGUAUUGUAAAUGGUGACAGGCUUCCCUUACGUUAGUCGUCUGAUGAAUUCAUAAUAAGGUAUACAAGACUGGCCUUGUUUAUGACGUGGCCAAUUGACAAAUUGUCAGAGACCUCGAAUCGGUCUGCUUGCCCAUAAAUGACCCCAUGUAGCUGCUGCGGCUAUGAUGGGUAGGCGUGCAGAGUUCUUUAACCCCUUAAGGACCAACUUCUGGAAUAAAAGGGAAUCAUGACAUGUCACACAUGUCUUGUCUCCCUAAGAGGUUAAGGAACCUUCGAUCUGCUUACUUCCCCGGCCACCUACCCCAUAGCCAACUGUCCCCUGAGCUUGCAGCAAGCUCUGCGUUAGCCGCUGCAUCAGGGUGAUUACAUAUGUAGAUGACCAUAGUUUAAACACUUAUAUGUAUAGGGGACACCUAAAUAUAUUGUGCCUGGUGAGUUCCAGCUGGGCAUCCUUCCCCUAGAAGAACCUGAAAUAUGUAUGAAGUAUGUGGAACAUUACUAGUUUACCACCGGUAACUAAUAUUGGAGAUCACAUAAGUGUCUGUGGUUGAAAAUGCAGAGAAAGGGCCGUAUAGGGAGCACUUGCAUGGUCUAACGUGACCAUGGUCGUAUGUAAUUGCCCCCUGUGGGUGAGAAUUGCGUCGUAGUGGAUUGCUCGCAGUGGGUCGUACAUAACGUGAGAGUGAUGGCCUAGUUAGGGCCACGUGUAGAGUCCUGCUGUGGUAGGUUGAGACAGAAUUGCAAACUUAUGUCAAAAUUGUAACUCCUAUGCAGUAUGUACUAGCCCAAAUGAGGGGCUGCCAGUAUGCUAUAGUGGACAGCCCUUUGGUGGGUCGUUUGCUACGUCUGAAGAGUGUGGUUGUGAAUAAAUUUUGCUGUGUUAUGCUACGGUCAUGGUUGCCCUUGUAAGCUGGAAUUAUUUAAAAGCUUAGAUGCUGGGUAAGGCUGUACGAUAGGCAUUGCUCGUGCACGGCUAAUGUUGUAACUUGUACCUGGUUUCCCGAGCAGUCGAAUAGCCAGGAAAGCGGGAAGGACAGUAUAAUAUGAUGUGUAUGAGGUGGUCUAAUACGCAGCGGUGAUGUGGGAAUAGUCCAGUCUGGAAUUGACUAUGUAAGCCCAAUGGCGGCUGGCUGCUAAGGAUGACCCCUGGAAACUUAUAUGACCCACAUGAUAACUCCGGACGAAUCACAAUGUAUAUGUACAUGUAGCAUACGUUGUAAAUUGACAAUAUGCUAGACUGAAAUAGUACACUGAGAGGUAAGGAGAACGUUUGUUAUGAAAUGAGGGGUUGCAAAUAAAACGUAUUUGUCCCCUAAGGUUACCUGAAUUAUGUUGCCAAAGGCCCAUAGAUGGCUUUGUGUGAGGACUAUGCAUAAGAGGUUGAGAGAGGCCCAAUGUAGUUCCAGUGGUACUGGGAGGUAACGUAAUUCUGAGUGGAAUUUAAUGGGGUGGAUUGGUGGUUUAUUGUAAGUUGUAGAUCAGUUGAAAGUUACGGACUAUGACAGCAUAACCAUAAUUGAAAUAUGGCCACACUGACAUCAACAGCAACCCCCAGCGUAACAUAUGAUCGUUGUAGGGACUACAUCGGGAACAUGAUAGCGGUGCCGAAAUGCCAUGACUAAAUAAACUAUAUACUUGCUGAGUCAACUGACCUGAGGGUAGACGUACUGGACUCCAUUUGCCCGGAAUAUAGGCUGAGACAUGUGGUAUGCAGUAGUGUCUGUACUGACACAAGACCAGGAAGGCCACCACCAUACUGAUGAAUAAUCUCUCCUGUCUUGUGUCUCUGGCCUGCCAUGACCACUGAGAUGUCGCCCUUGGUGUAUGAGCGGUGUACUGUGGCAUCCUGGGAGGCAAUAAUAAGCGAUACGAGAUUAACUUCCUUGCCCUCCAGGAUGUCCUUUGAGGUUUGCCGGUACCAUAUGGUUGGGGUAAUGACUUGAGGGCCUUAGAAGAUGGGCAUGUUAGAAUUAGCGGGUUGGGAAUGGGAAGGGCCCGGAAUAUCAGUGCGAGUGGUUUCUGGUGUCAUGACUGGACAGCUACGGGCUUCCAGUCUCUUUAGUCUAUUGGUCAUCUGCCUCAUGGAUGUUACUAUAGAGCUAAACCUGGUAUACUGGUUCGCAUUGCUUGUGCCACUUAUGCUUGUCCCCGUGUCUGAUUUGUUAGUAUUGGCUUGCAUUAGCCUGCAUAAUUCUGCUUUGCGGGCAGAAGGUGUAAAGGGUAUGUUGCUCUGCCUAAUUCAGCCAUGAUUUGUGGGAUGGCCCACGAUCUACUUGAAGAUGGACUGCCGGAAUCUCCUUGUUUGUAGGGUUGCUAGUCCUAGUUGGGGUACCUGGAAUGUCAUCUCCUUCUUCUGGAACUUGGGACGUACUGAAAUAAUCCUGAGUUCCUCUUGAGGAUCUAUACAGUUGUUUUAACUAGUGGCGAAACAAUUCGUUAGACUGGUGACAGAUGAGUCCCUACUAGUUGCCAAGUGGCUCUGUCGGCUCUAUCUAUGAGGGGGUGAUCUGCUGGAUGUGGGUUUAUAAAGGAUGAGUCUUUGAACUGUGGAGGGGGUGUGAUGAGUGAUUCCCUUGCUAUGCAACAUGUGAGGCGUCUAGCUAUGAUUUGGCCCGAGGGCGUUAUUACCUCUUUCGUGCGAAAUUACAAAUAUAUAUUAAAAUACACUUCGACUUUGUGUGUGUGUGUGUGUGUAUAUAUAUAUAUAUAUAUAUAUAUAUAUAUAUAUGUAUGUAUGCAUAUAUAUAUAUAUAUAUUAUUUUUCUUACACAGUUUUAAACUGGUUUUAUUUUAUUUUCAGGCAGCAGGGGGAGUACCUGUCAUUACCGGCACUGCCCCCUCUGCUGGCAAUGCCUUGGACGGCUAUGCCGUCCAUGUCAUCGCGAGGUCCUCGCGAUCACAUGGCCCAGGGGAGCCGAAGAGGAAGGAGGGAGAUUUGCCAGUGACCGGGUAAGUACAUAGGAUGGCGGGGACGUGCCAUGCCUCCUCCCGGCGUUUAGAGCCAGAUCCUUAAGGACGGCAUAGCACGUCCCCCGUCCUUAAGGGGUUAAACCAAAAGUAGUUUUUUCUAAACUUAAACCUCAGUAUUCAGGUUUAAUUGCUGUGUUGGCACUUUGAGGAAAAAAAGUUGGCAUGUAUUGAGGUUUGGGCACUCUGGCUCAAAAAGGUUCGCCAUCACUGCUCUAGUGGCUGUCCGGUUGACAGCCACUAGAGGUGGAGUUAGCCCUAAAAGGUAAUUAUUGCAGUUUCUUAAAAACUGCAAUAAUUACCUUUCCAGAGUUAAGGAACCUGGGACACUGCACCUAGACCAUUUCAAUGAACUAAAGUGGUCAGGGUGACUAUAGUGUCCUUUUAAGGACACAGGUCUAUAAUUUACAGACAAGGAUUUUGAACCAUUUUUGAAUAAAGGAGCCUCAUCUACCUUCCUCCAACCCUCCAGUACAAUUCUUGAAAGAAAAGAAUCUUGCAAGAUGAAAUACAGAGGUUCACAUAUUUUCACAAUUAAGUACUUGUGGGUGAAUACCGUCAGGCCCGGAGUUUUAUGUAGAUUAAAAACUUUCUUUAGCUGCUCUAGCAUCUUGUCUUGUCAUCCAACUUUUUGCAGCAUUUGCAUAUCUCUUCCCAUAGGAUCCUCCCUAAAAAUACUGUACUGAGGAAAAUAGUGAUUUAAAAUGUCUGCCUUUUCCUGGUCUUCAUUAACUAACACACCUAUCUCCGUUUUCAGUGUACCUACACUUUAAUUUUUGGGUUUCUUAGAAUUUAUGUACUCAAAAUGUUUUUAGGAGUUGUCUUUGCUCUCUUUGGCUAUCAAUUUUAUAACAUUUUAGCCACUUUAAUGGCCUUUUUGCAUGCAUUAUUGGCUUCCUUAUAUCUUAUAUAGGAUGCCUAUGAUUUGUCCAGUCUAAAAGUCCUUUUCAUAUUUUUAAUCUCUUGGUCUUGCUUUCCCACUAAGCUACAUUGGUUUCAAUUAGUUUCUUUUAUAAUUACUUUCCGAUGGUACAUACUGAGAAAUGUAGUUUAAUAUUUUGUUUGAAGAUAUUCCAAAUUAUCCUUGUUGUUUUCACUAAAUUCCAGUCAUUAUGUAAAGCUAUCCUUAUAUUAUUAUUGGCAUUUUAAAAAUUAUAUGUUCUAGUAUACCCCAUGUGUUUUUGGAUUUUCAAAAGAUACUAUAUUGUAAUCACUAUUUCUCAAGUGUUCUCUUUCUUGAAUGUUGGUGAAAAGAUCACAAGUUUGUCUCUCAGUUCACACCUUGGAAAACCUAACUUGGUGGUAAAAAAAAAAGUCAAGAUUCAUUCAUCAUGGCCUGUAUUUUGCACAAACCAUUUGAGUAAGAAUUACGACAGAUGCUCUGGAACAAGAUGGGGUGCAGACAUGAAUUCCUUAUUGGCUCAAGGAAGUUGGCCUACAAAAGAUAUCCUAAAAUUGUCCAUCUUCAAAGAAAUUAAAGUGAUUUGGAAAGCCCUGCUAUAUUUCAAACAACAUAUAAACAAAAUAAAGCCAUGCAGAUUCAAUCAGACAAGCUCACCACCGUAAUCUACUUAAACAAACAAGGAGGCCAUUUUAUGUGCACAGCUCGUCGCAUGGGCAGAAAGGUACCUCGUAAAUGGUAUAGAAAAUCAACUAGCAGACCAUCUCAGCAGAUACCACUGUAAACAGACAAACUGGUUUCUCGGCCUUCAACACUCUCGUCUAGAAAUUUUGAUUAUUAAAUAUAGACCUCAUGUUGACACGUUUCAAUCGAAAGGUUCCAAAGUUUGCUUCUCUUUACAGACUAGACAAUCCAGAUAUCGUAAAUUUAUUUUUUCCUUGGUAUCAGUGGCAGUAUGAACAACCCUCCCUUAUUAGGAAAAAAAUUAUUUACAGUAAGUAAAAUAUCUGGGGGGGGGGGGUUCAUAUAGCUUGUUAAAGACUGAUGUGUCAAGGAUAGGACACAAAAUGAAAUAUAUACAGGAAAUAAACUGCCAUUGUUUCUGACACUGUCCCUUUGAUAUCUUUGUAUGCUAUAUUAAGACAGAUAUCAGCUGAUGUCUUGUCUGUUGGAUUCUUCUAGGUACUUGUGAAGGCAUCACUAGUGACUUUGUAGCUCACACAUUCCCUCAAGAUAAUUGCAUUCUGAAGUUUAACUGAAUAGCUGAUGUGCAAUGGACCAGUAUGUGAUUCCUGUGAAAAUGCACAUUUCUUUAGCUGAACCAGUGCACAACAGUGUACAGAACUAAAAUAAUUAGUUGUCAGACUGUGAAACUGAAAUCAUGUCACCAAAUUAAUAAAUUGAGUCUCUGUAAGCAAGUUCAAAUAACUCCAUGUGUUUAUAGAGAGUUUUGAGGUAUUAAACUGAACAUGACUUCUCUCCUUCAGGGUCUUUUGACUAUUUGGGGUCACAAAUUGGUUCUGUCAGCAUACGUGUUCUUGUUCAAGAAUGGCCUAUGAAUUCCACGUCAGAGGAAACUCGGAUCAUUAUUCAGCAGGAAGUAAUUUCGUUUGAUGGAAAUCUGGUAAAAGAAUGUGUUUGUGUAUACAAAUUUUAUCACCUUAGAUUAUUUUUGUGGUGCGUACGUGUAUUUCCAAAUAUGGAAUACUCCAAUGGUUUUCUGUUUUGUUUUUGUGGUGGUUUUUAUUUUUGUGUGUGUGUGUAAUAUUUUUAUUGAAAAUAUAAGUAAAAGAACUGUAUAUAAUUAAUAUGAAAACAAAUAUGGUGAUAUGGAAUUACAACAAUACAAGCACAUGCAGUGCAGUAAUCCAGACAUCUGAAGGUACAAUUGAAAAUGAAUAAAUGGGAAUAAAAUGAUUAUAUAAUAGAGGCAAAGGGAAGUUGGUGUGUUUAACUUCAAAACAAAAAAUCUUCAUCGGUAGAAACACAUAAAUACGACAGCUGUAAUAGAAUAUUGUUAAAUAAAGCAGGGGGAGAGCAGAUGAAUAAAGAUGGCAGGAGGAAGGUGGGGAAGGAAACACAAACGUUCCCACAUAUAAUACAAGAAAAUGUACCAGGGUUCUAAGGGGAAGUGCUGAAGAGUGGUUUCUGAGGAGGCUGAUAUUAGUGAUCUUAGAGAGCAUACCAGGAACCUUAUCCAUUGGAUCUAACCUGAGGCCAUGAGCAAGCCCUAACAGCUGAUGGAUUCCAAGGACUUCAUCAUGUGAGUAUCCCUUGCACAUUGAAUCCACCCAUUCAACGUUCAGAGAUGUUUAUACUGGAGAAUAGAUGGAAUUUUUAUUUUAUUUAUUAAAUAUGUGGAACCUGGCAUUUUAGUAUGCAGUGGUAGGACAACUGCACAUCUCACUUCAGAGGGGGAAGAAGGGCCAAAUAUGGAGGUAUGGCAAUACUACUCUAUUGAAAAUAGGAAAAAAGUAGCUUAGGUACAGAAGCGUAAGUGAAACACAGCAACUAAAAUUAAGUAAAAACGAUUAUAUUGAGAAAAAAGCAGUUAAAUAUUAAAUAAAUCACAAAAGUCCAUGACUCUAUGAAUGAUCAAAACAGAAUGUGGAAAGUGUACACAAACGGUAAAAUCCAAAUAUAUUUAGUAAAGCUCCCUAAAAGGCAUCAACUGUCAAUAACAACAUCAUUACAAUAAUAACCACUUAUAUAUAUUAAGAUGUCCUAACACAUUAUACAUUCCAUCCAAUUGGGUUUAAAGUCCUAAAAAGCUAGUUAGUAACAAUCCCCACUAAGAAUAUAUGCUAGUUUAUCGCACAUUCAUUUUAUACAUCCGAAAGAGGUAAUAAAAGCACUGUCUACUUACACUUAAAAAAAUGUUUUUACUUUUUUAUACAUGCCAAAGCAUGUGUGAAUGAGACCGAGGUUAAGGGGUAAGCUUUGCACCCAUACCAAUUUAAAAGAUUGACCGGCUUCCGAAUACGGCUCUGCUCAACAUUUCCAUGGAGCCAAGGGACUGCCUCCAUAUCUGCUGAUUUGAAAUGCUAACACAUAUAAGCACUUUCAGCCAGUCAAUGAUGUCCAAACUAGACAAAAUUGACAAAUAUAAUGUAGAAUUCUGAAUUAUCACUGCAGACAAAAUGUGACUAUCCCUCGGUUUCUAGCAAACUGUUCCAUAUAUGAUUUGAUAAUAAACUGAGGGUAGUAGCUAGACUAUGAUUACCAUACGACGUUUUUUUUGUUUUUUAUCACAAUGAUUUAACAUUCAAACCUUGCAGCACCACACUGAAUAAUCAGAAUGUAAUUUAUGUUUGUUUCCAUCAGGUUCAACAAAACAAAACUACAGAAGUGGAACUUCUAGUUAAUGAGAAGUUGGGUCUAGUGACUUAUUCCAGUUCAACCAUCCCCAUUGAGGAGACUUUGCUGUAUUCAUUACCACCAUCUAAUGAUGUUUUAUUUACCUUCCCAAAUAUUGCAGAAACUGGUAAGACCACUUUCAUAAGCAUUUCCUUGAUUUAAGCCUGUAUUCUUCCAAGAAGAAACUCUAUGUUGUUCACUUUUAUUAAUUAAAUAUUACUAAUUAAAUAUGGCGCUUGGUUAGUGGCAGGGCUUAUUUAGCUCCAUAAUCAAUAUUGUGAUUGACUCCGGUAGAGUCAAUAUUGCACCUACUUUUCAACUUAUUUAGAAUUGGAUGUACACUGCGUAUGCAAUUUACAUUAGUUUUAGUUUUUAGUUUGAACCUGAUUUAGAAUAUAUGACAGAACAUCCAUGGGUUGUGCAUGAUAAGUGCACAGUUUAAAAAAAAAAAAAGAGAAAGUCCAGCAGACUGUAAGCAUGUGUCUGUACACCAGAAAUGUAACGCACACCAGCCAGACAAAUUAGAGGAACACUCUGUUUUAAAUAUUAGUUUCUCUGCAUGGUAAGAUUAUUGGGUCCUCACUUUUAAAAUAAAUAAAUGUAACAUGCAUUUAUCAGCACCAUCCUCAGUCCUCCUCAUGACCAUUUCUACUCUUCUUCUGACGGAUGAUCUUAAGCCAAUACAGUUCUUUUCAUAGAAAAGCAUUGGGCCAUAUGGCAUGUGUUUAACUAUUGUGACACUGCCAGGCUCCUCUCAUGCCUGCCAGCCACUAAAGGCAUGCGGAGUGACAUAUGUAAACAUUGUUAGAGUUCGUGGUCUACUACUUUUUGGUCUUUGCAUGGUCUACUUUAAGAUGUACACUGCUUUUGCAGUGUACAUUAGGAUGUAGUGGUUUUGGUGCUUUUUUUGGUCUCUUUUUUUAACUUUUAUUUUUUUAUAUUUUAAUCUGUGCACAAAGCAUGUGGUCUUCAACCAACCGCACUUUGCAUUUAAGAAUCCAGAAAAAUUCCAGCAAUGCAGUGUAGCUGUUGUUCUGGAAUGUUGAUUAAAUGUGUUUUGAGGUGGCCACAGAGAGAAGGGAAUGUAGAUAGGUUUCAGAGAGAAUUGCAGAAGAUGCCGUUCAGAGGCUGAACACUAGUUGGAAAACUGCUUUCCAAUAUAAAAGGGGAAUUGUCUGAAGAUCAGCAAACUAACAAUUUUCUGUUCAUAUUAGGAGAUUGUGAAGAUUAUUCAUGCUGAAUUUUCAUGUAAACUACUUGCCUACUCAUUUUUGUUAGUUGUACAUAAAUACAGUGUUGCUAUAGGAAAUAGCUUCAAAUUUCUAAUUAAAAUAUCAGAGCCAUUUCUUGUGAGUUAACAUUUUUAAAAAGCUAUUUUCCUUUUUCUCAAGACCUGAUGGCACCUACUUCUAGUAACAAAAUAUUCCUUUGAAAAAUACAGGUGACAGUGCUCCUCAGCAGACAACACGGGAAUAUAAUAUCAGGCAGAACACUACUCUGGAUGAGGAACCCUACCUGGGAAAGCUCCCAGAGACUCCUAUUAGAGGAGAAAUGCCAGCUUCAUCAUACAAGGUGACUGAAAAUGCUUUACAGUAAUAAUGACUUAGAAAUCAUAAAUGAUUGUUUCAGCCUAAUACAGAAAAGAAUGAAAAAAGGUUCUCCUGCCUCCAAUUUUGUCUUUAAUGCAAACAUCUUAUGAUUGAAAUACUAUCAUUUUGUAUUGUUUUGUUUUGUGGUGUGCAUUUGUAUGUAUGUUCUUUCAAUCUGGGAUUUUAAGGCCUGGCUAGUAGCGUAGGAUUCAAAUGUUAAGAGGAAUAUAGCUCUACCCACAGAGCAAGGCUAAACCAGGAGAUUCAAUAAAUAAACAUGAUAACUUAUAUGUACUCAAAACAUUAACGCACAACACAGGCUUUAUUAGUCUUUUAUUUUCAGUCAUAAUGUAAAAAUGGACAGUUUUCCCUUUAACAUACACUUCAACCUUGGAGGUUCUGGGUAGAACUGGUAGUCGGGGUAUAAUAAUUUUACCAAUCCAAUGAUUUGCAUAAGAAUCCCUUGAAUUUUCUUUCCUAUUCAUUUGAAUACCCUGAUAAUUUGCUAAUGCUGUGCUACUUAGUGUUUUAUGUGUAUUUAGUGUUUAUAAAAAUACAUAUGGCUUUAUGUACAGUGCCUUGCAAAAGUAUUCACCCCCUUGACUUUUUACCUAUUUUGUUACAUUACAGCCUUAAGUUCAAUGUUUUAUUCAUCUAAAUUUUAUGUGAUGGAUCAGAACACAAUAGUCUAAGUUGGUGAAGUGAAAUGAGAAACCUAUAUACAGAAAACAAUUUUUUUUUUUUUAGAAAUAGAAAACAGAAAAUUGGCAUGUGCGUAUGUAUUCACCCCCUUUGUUAUGAAGCCCAUAAAAAGCUCUGGUGCAACCAAUUAGCUUCAGAAGUCACAUAAUUAGUGAAAUGAUGUCCACCUGUGUGUAACUAUGUAAUCUAAGUGUCACAUGAUCUGUCAUUACAUAUACAAACCUUUCUUGAAAGGCCCCAUAGGCUGCAACACCUAAGCAAGAGGCACCACUAACUAAUUGCCAUGAAGACUAAGGGACAAUGUUGUUGAGAAGUAAAAGUCAGGGUUAGGUUAUAAAAAAAAAAAAAAAAUAUCCAAAUCUCUGAUGCUCCCCAGGAGCACCAUCAAAUCUAUCAUAACCAAAUGGAAAGAACAUGGCACAACAGCAAACCUGCCAAGAGACGGCUGCCCACCAAAACUCACGGACUGGGCCAGGAGGGCAUUAAUCAAAGAGGCAGCACAGAGACCUAAGGUAACCCUGGAGGAGCUGCAGAGUUCCACAGCAGAGACUGGAGCCUCUGUACAUAGGACGACAAUAAGCCGUACGCUCCAUAGAGUUGGGCUUUAUGGCAGAGUGGACAGAAGAAAGCCAUUACUUUCAGCAAAAAACAAAAUGGCAUGUUUUGAGUUUGCGAAAAGACAUGUGAGAGACUCCCAAAAUGUAUGGAUGAAGGUACUCUGGUCUGAUGAGACUAAAAUGUAACUUUCCAGCCAUGAAAAAAAACACUGUCUGGCGCAAACCCAACACAUCCCAUCACCCAAAGAACACGAUCCCCACAGUGAAACAUGGUGGUGGCAGCAUCAUGCUGUGGGGAUGUUUUUCAGCAGCCUGGUCUGGAAAACUGGUCAGAUUUGAGGGAAAAAUGGAUGGUGCUAAAUACAGGGAUAUUCUUGAGCAAAACCUCUACUACUCUGUGCGUGAUUUGAGGCUAGGACGGAGGUUCACCUUCCAGCAGGAAAAUGACACCAAACAUACUGCUAAAGCAACACUUGAGUGGUUUAAGGGGAAACAUGUAAAUGUGUUGGAAUGGCCUAGUCAAAGCCCAGACAUCAAUCCAAUAGAAAAUCUGUAGUCAGACUUAGAUUGCUGUUCACACGCGCAAACCAUCCAACUUGAAGGAGCUAGAGCAGUUUUGCAAGGAGGAAUGGGCAAAAAUCCCAGUGGUAAGAUGUGGCAAGCUCAUAGAGACUUAUCCAAAGCGACUUGGAGCUGUGAUUGCCGCAAAAGGUGGCUCUACAAAGUAUUGACUUUAGGGGGGUGAAAAGUUAUGCACAUUGACUUUUUUCUGUUAUUUUGUCCUAUUUGUUUGCUUCACAAUAAAAAAAAUAAAAAAUAAAAAUCUUCAAAGUUGUGGGCAUGUUCUGUAAAUUAAAUGAUGCAAAUCCUCAAACAAUCCAUGUUAUUUCCAGGUUGUGAGGCAACAAAACACGAAAAAUGCCAAGGGGGUGAAUACUUUUGCAAGGCACUGUAGGUAGAGGCAAUUGACACAAAUGCUUUAAACUUUCUGACAACAGUGUGUGCUUAAUUUGUAGUUGAUGUGCCAGUUUUUUGAACAACUGAGAAGGAAUUUGUGUUUCACCUGGACCCAGUGUUAUCCUGUAUUGAUUGAAUUUUUAAAAGUUGUUGUUGUGGGAGUCAUAGAAGCUGCAAUUGUUCUUGAAGUUCUGAAGAUUAUUUGUCCUUCUGCAGAGCAAAAGUAAGUUGAUGUGUCUCACAUUCAAAUCGUUUUUAUUUACCCAGUUAACCCUGCAGCCUCUCUGCUCUAUAAUCAUAUGACCUGAACAAUUUGCAAAUCGUUUUGAUCCUGCAGUCUAACCAUUACUCUAACAUAUUGAAUUACAGGAACUGUGGAAUUGGCCUAAAAUGUAAUAUUCAUUUAUAAAUGCCACACAAUCACCAUCAAUUAAAACUGUGUUGAAAUUUAUAAUCCUCUUAUUUGCUUUCUUGCGAUUCUCAUCUGAAACUGAUUAAUAUUUUCUUUUAUGUUUUAGGGGGAUCCUGAGUUUUGUGGACAUCAAAGAUUCCCCAUUGCUUGUUCCUUUAAUUGUACAAGACACAAGUAGUGUAAAUAACCUGGUGCAGAAAACCUCCAAUGAAAACUAAUUUUGUAGUUUUAUCUUGCUGUCGAUUUCAGUAUUUGCCUUUUGGAUGCCUAAUAAUAAACAUAUAAAAUGUGAGCAUAUAGCCACUCAAAAAUCACAUAUACAUGACUUGGAUAAAAAGAUGGCAAAUUAUACAAAAUGUUGCCAGCUGACGAUAAUCCUAAUGUUGGAACAUUAUUGCCAAUCAAUUCAAUAGAUAUUAAGUAGCAGCAGCAGAAGUAUCGCAAACAAUGUGUAAUGGAGCAGUAAGUAAUCCCAGGCAGGUUAGCAUUAAACCUCUCUGGACUAUGCUUACCAUGUAUCCAAAGGGUGCAAUGAACAAAGCGCGCUCGGUGUUUGUGGGAAAAAAAAGCUCAGUGAGUCCAGGUUCCUGCAUGCCUGUUGAAAAGGUAAAGCAGCUUCAAACAAUAAGGUAUAAUAUAUACUGAAGCAGUUGCUCAAUAAUUCUCUGGCAAGCUGUCAAUCAUGCAUAUGUCCAGAGCAACAAAUCAGGGAAGGACAAAGUCAUGUGCUAAAAAUUACCACCAUGUGGUCAAAUCAUGUAAAAUAAUCAGUCUAAAUGUUUCAUCUGUCUAGCAAGCUUUAUCAACACUUAAACAUUAUCAGCUAGAGAGUGGUUCUUAGAAGGAGCAAACCCUUAAUGAAAAUUACAUUCAUCACUUACCGUAUAUACUCGAGUAUAAGCCGACCCGAAUAUAAGCCGAGGCCCCUAAUUUUACCACAAAAAACUGGGAAAAAUUAUUGACUCGAGUAUAAACCUAGGGUGGGAAAUGUAGCAGCUACUGGUAAAUUUCUAAAUUAAAUUAGAUCCCAAUAAAAUUACAUUAAUUGAAUAUUUAUUUACAGUGUGUGUAUAGAAUGAAUGCAUAAAAAACAUUUAAAAAAAAUAAUGCAAAUAUUAAAAUACUAAUAUAAUAAUAAAAUAUUAAAAUAAUAUUAUUUUAUUAUUAUAUUAUUAGUAUUUUAAUAUUUGCAUUAUUUUUUUAAAAUGUUUUUUGUCCCCCC